AUGGCGGCUUCAAAUGGAUCAUUUCCUAACUACAAGGACGCUGAUGUGUCGAUCAGGAUCGAUUCUGUUGAGGAGUACAGACUUCACUCUCAAGUGCUAAGAUUUCACUCUUCUUUCUUUGCCAAUGAAUUUGAGAAGAACCCUUGCGUCCCCUCGGCCAAAACUGCUCGCGGCGGCCAGACCGUGUUGGCCUUCUUUGAGUGGGUACCAAGUGAAGAUGCCGUGAACAAGCAAAGUCGGAUCGAUCAAGUCGGAUCGUGGGAUGACGAACUUGGUCAAUUUGUCCGUGUUGAUCUCACUUCAAGUGGCAAGCGCAAGAAUCCCAAGUCAAGCCUUCCUCAGCCUGCGUUCUUCCCUGCGGGCAAUAUCAACAAAACUACAAGCCCAAACCAGCUUUGGCGUUGGCUCUUCGGUGCCUUCUACAACAUCACUCCUCGUUUCGACGAGUCUCACCUGACUGAGCUCGUGGACGACUGCAUUCAUUUAGCCCAGUACGCAAAACUCAUCGGCUCUAUGGAUCAUGUCCGAAACUGCAUCGACCUUGUUCUCUUGCGUCAAGACACAAAGCUUUGGAAUUCCAUCCUGAAGAACCCUACCCUCUGGAUCGAGAUCAGUGAACGUGUUCAAUCUCCCUCGAUCUUCUGUGAAGCCGGCAGCCACCUCGUCGGUAAUUGGCAUGGUAUGAGCGACCAAGAGAAGAGCGAGGUAAAUACCAACAUCCGCUCCGUCCUCGCAAGCAAAGCCGAAGAACUGGAGCGAGCCAAGGAAUCGCUCGAGCUGCGACUUCUCGGCCAUUACCCAGCUUUCCUCAUGAGAGAAGCAGCCAGCAGACCUGGACGUCCUACCUACUCUCAGGAUAUCUACAUGUGGCAAUCCAUCGCCUUCUUUCGACAAUGGUUCGCCCAGUGCAUUUCCGAGAACCGCACCCGCCGUGCCCCCGACGGAGGUCUCGCCUUCUACACCUGUUUGUCUAAGGGCGGCCAAGCUUAUCUCACCCACCUGGACUUUAAAGAGUUCCAUCGCCACUUUCCCAUGAGUGUCAAAGCAUGUAUGGUCCUCGAAGCAAACAUGACUCUAUUCAAGGACGACAUCAAGGCCUCUGUGGGACCUUUGAUGAAGGAAAACACACAUGUGAAACGAGCGGAUAAGCAGGACAUCACUUGGCUGACUUGUGUAGACUUUGUCAAGCAGGAUCUUACCUGGCAUGAAGAGUUGACAGAGCCCAACGUCGUAACGAACACACCUAACGACGACUUAGAUCGUACGUACCGUGUUGUGGAGGAGGAAAUGGCUGAGGAAAUGGCUCAGGCAAUACGGGGAGACAAGAAGUCAAUCAAAGCACACAAGACACCGAAGAAACCCCGCAAGAAUCCACGAGUACUUCCUCCGCCUGCCGAGUUCGAACCUGUUAACGACCUACUAGAAGUUCCUGUCACCACUCCCGCUGCCGACGUUGAUGCUGCCAAUGUAGCUACGUCUACUUCUGCUAGGCCAAUUGACGACGUCGAGAUUGAUAAUGGCUCUCCUACGAGACCCACCAAAAAGCGCAGACUCCUGGUCAAGGCCAAGCGCACCGACACGGACACCAUGAACGACAAAGGCAAGGAGAGCAUCAGAGGUAGCACCAAAGACCCCAUCGUGGACAGCGUGGACGGCGCCAAAGACAUUGUCAAGAACAUUGUCAAGGAUGAGGUCAUCGACAACCAGGUCGAAGAAGACGACAAUAGCUUGUUAUUUCCUGACACUCGCGGCCUGAACAAUGGCGACGAUGGCGACGAGAACAGCUUGUUCUUUCCUGACACUCGCGAUCUGAACAAUAGCGACGAUGGCGACAAGGAAAGCAUGUUCUUUCCUGACACUCGUCGUCUGAAAAAGGGCAACCACAGCGAUGACAGCGACGACGAUGAUACUGACUACGUAGACGACGACAUGGAAGCCGACUGAGACGAUUCUGUCGGUUGGCGUUCCAGCGUCAACAGCGAGCUUCGUACAUCUGGCACGGGAAAGCUUUGAUCCACAAGAAAGCACGUCAAUACUCUCAUCUCUCCUUUGCAGUCAGCAGUCUUCAGACUUCCAUCGUUUGCAAUGCUUGUCCUCGGCCUAUCAGACGUCAUUAUCAUCGACUCGGUUUUGUUUUCUUGAUUUGCCAUUUUCGGUUGGGGGUGCUCUUCGAAGAGUUCUGUAACAAGAGCGACGUGCGACAGCAAACGUCGUCUUCAUUGAUGGCUCGGGUUAUGCUUCUUCAAAAGCGGUUUUUUUUCAUUGCUCAGGUUGGCAUCAGAUCGCACAGAUCUUGAGUCAUUGGAGUUAUGGCGGCAAUUUGCGGAAGUGAGGGCUGCUGGACGACAGGCGGCGUAUGAUGGCUUCAACGAAUUUCACGGUUGAGCAAAUUGAUUUCCAGGUUUUCAUCGGGCACGCCAAAGUUAGUUCAGUGCUCUUCAAUUGGUUAGAUGGAUAGCAAAGAUGAGGUAGCUAUCACCAAAUCAUUG
Molecule: messenger RNA, 2489 nt
Organism: Exophiala mesophila
Lineage: Eukaryota; Fungi; Ascomycota; Eurotiomycetes; Chaetothyriales; Herpotrichiellaceae
Exons: 2
Coding region: 1-1944 (647 amino acids)
Source: RefSeq, a predicted model, not a curated record